This is a messenger RNA of Sapajus apella (tufted capuchin), 3809 nucleotides long. RefSeq names its product tumor protein D52 (gene TPD52). The transcript is spliced from 8 exons. Gene Ontology annotation, biological process: B cell differentiation. The record is from RefSeq and is a predicted model, not a curated record. Lineage: Eukaryota; Metazoa; Chordata; Mammalia; Primates; Cebidae. The coding region runs from base 425 to 1168 and encodes 247 amino acids. Gene Ontology annotation, cellular component: cytoplasm.
GAUUUUUUUUUUUUUAAAUAAAUUGUAGUUUCUUGUUGUAAGUCAGUUGGUGCAUGAUGUUUGCCUGAACUGUUGGUACAUCUGGGCCUUACUGCAGAACCCUGCCCUCCUUUGUUGACUGAGGCAAGCUCCCUCCCUGCCCAGGGUUUUCAUUGUUGAUCAAAAUUAACACCAGGUGGUGAAUAGAGCCCCUCCUAAGGUUGCUCAGGAUAAAUCAUUUAUUAAAUAGGUCUGCUUGUCAGGAGGGUGUGAAGGCGCCCAGGAGGAAAUGCUGCACCUGGGCCUGGGAGCCAGGGGCCUGUAAGUCCUGGGGUUGAUUUCUUCACUGAAGUUGCACCCUACAAAGGGAAUAUGGCCAAAGCAGCACUCAACUGAAGGAUGAUAUCAGGCAAUUAGAAAGCCAUGCGCUCUGCGUUUGUCUGGAAUGGAUUGUAGAGAAAUGGACUUAUAUGAGGACUACCAAUCCCCGUUUGAUUUUGAUGCAGGAGUGAACAAAAGCUACCUCUACUUGUCUCCUAGUGGAAAUUCAUCUCCACCUGGAUCACCUACUCUUCAGAAAUAUGGUCUGCUGAGAACAGACGCAGUCCCUGAGGAAGGAGAAGAUGUUGCUGCCACGAUCAGUGCCACAGAGACCCUAUCAGAAGAGGAGCGGGAAGAACUAAGAAGAGAACUUGCAAAGGUAGAAGAAGAAAUCCAGACCCUGUCUCAAGUGUUAGCAGCAAAAGAGAAGCAUCUAGCAGAGAUCAAGCGGAAACUUGGAAUCAAUUCACUACAGGAGCUAAAACAGAACAUUGCCAAAGGGUGGCAAGACGUGACAGCAACAUCUGCUUACAAGAAGACAUCUGAAACCUUGUCCCAGGCUGGACAGAAGGCCUCAGCUGCUUUUUCUUCUGUUGGCUCAGUCAUCACCAAAAAGCUGGAAGACGUAAAAUUGCAAGCCUUUUCACAUUCCUUUAGUAUACGCUCCAUUCAGCAUUCAAUUAGCAUGCCUGCUAUGAGAAACUCCCCAACUUUCAAAUCAUUUGAAGAAAAGGUUGAAAACUUAAAGUCUAAAGUAGGGGGAACCAAGCCUGCUGGUGGUGAUUUUGGAGAAGUCUUGAAUUCGGCUGCAAAUGCUAGUGCCACCACCACGGAGCCUCUUCCAGAACAGACACAGGAGAGCCUGUGAGAUUCCUACCUUUGUUCUGCUAACCACUGCCAGAUGCUGCAAGCAAGAUCCAAGCACAUCUUGUCAACAUGCAUUGCCAUGAAUUUCUACCAGAUGUGCUUUUAUUUAGCUUUACAUAUUCCUUUGACCAAAUAGUUUGUGGGUUAAACAAAAUGAAAAUAUCUUCACCUCUAUUCUUGGGAAACACACCCUUUAGCGUAUAUUUACGUUCCUUUAUUUAGGAAAUACCAUUAUAAAAACAAUUAUAGUACCUGGGACACUCACUAGAAUGAUCUAAGAUGCUGCAGAUUGUCAUAGUUGUUUUCCUGCUUUACAAAAUUGCUCUAGAUCUGGGAUGCCAGUUUGGCCUUUGUCUUCUAUAAUAUUUCCUUUUUUCCUUCUUUGAAUCUCUGCGUAUUUGAUUCUUAACUAAAAUUGUUUUCUUAAAUAUUCUGAAUCCCGGUAAUUAAAAGUUUGGGUUUAUUUUCUUUACUCCAAGGGAAGAACUAGCAGCUACAAAAAAUAUUUUGGAAUAAGCACUGUUUUGGUAUAAGGUACAUAUUUUGGUUGAAGAUACCAGACUGAAGUAAACAGCUGUAUAUCCAAUUUAUUAUAGUUUUCUAAGUAACAAUAUGUAAUCAGACUUCUAGGUGACUUGACAGUGGAACUUCGUACUCCUUAUUUAUGACCAUUUGUGACAGUAACCAUUUCGGUGUAUUGUAUAUUAUACCACUCAUAUCAACUUAUUUUUUACCAGGUUAAAAUUUUAAUUUCUUCAAAAUAACAUUCUGAAUCAAGCAUACUGUAUGAUCAGUAGGUUGAACUAUGAACACUCUCAUCAAUGUUCGGUUCGAAGCCUGAAGGUUUAGAUCUAGAAGCUUGUAAAAAUGACAAUAUCAAUCACAUUAGGGAAACCAUUGUUGUCUUCAUUUAAUCCAUUUAGCACUAUAUAAAAUAAGCACACCAAGUUAUAUGACUAAUAUAACUUGAAAAUUUUUUAUACGGAGGGGUUGGUAAUAACUCUUGAGGAUGUAAUGCAUUAAUAAAAAUCAACUCUUCAUUUUCUACUUAUUUGUUUUCAAUGUGUUGGAAAUUGUAAAAUGAUAGCGUAGAACCCGUCCCCUACUUUGAAAACUGAAUGUCAGGGCUGAGUGAAUCAAAGUCUCUAGACAUAUUUGCAUAGAGGCCAAGGUAUUCCAGUCUAAUAACUACUUAUUCAACAUUACCAUCUUUUCCUUAUACUGUAUAUGUUUAUGGCCUACAAUGUUAUAUUUGUUAUUUAUUAAGUUGUGAUUGUUUUAUUGUUGUUUAUGCCAAAUGUUAAUUGCCAAGCUUGGAGUGACCUAAAGCAUUUUUUGAAAGCAUGGCUAGAUUUACUUCAGUAUAAAUUACCUUAUGAAAACCAAAUUUUAAAAGCCACAAGUGUUGAUUGUUAUAAAAUAACAUGCUGUCAUUCUUGAUUGCUAGAGCUUUUGUUAGUACUUUGGAUGCAAUUAAAACUAUGUGCUAUCACAUGUGAAAAGCUUAAUAAAUUCUGUCUAUCAGUAGUAUAGGUCUCAAUAUUUAUUAUGAGACCAGUGGUCUGGAAACAGCUUGUUGUAUUACAGAAUCAACUGGAUUCUACACUUAAAAAUAAAAAAAAAAAAAAAAAAAGAUUUAAAAAAAAAAAUCCCCUUUAAAAUUUUUUUUAAUGGUAUCAUAUUAACAUAUUCUAAGUAAGGGCUUUAAGGCACAGGCUGUUGAAGCAUUAUCUCAGAGAAGUGAAUCUGCAGAAGUCUGUCUUUCUGUAGAAAUAUUGUGCUUACUCAACAUUAACUGUUAAAUUAUUUUUUCUACCAGUCUUUUUUUUUAAAUUCAAACAUAUUCUUUUGAUCACAUUGUUUCUUGAGCAUUCUAUCCUGUUACUAAUUUUUCAGCAAGCAAAAUGGAGUAAAGUGGCAAUUUCUUUAGUUGAGUAAAAUACCCUCAAGUCUCUUUUCUGCCCAAACAGGGAAAAGUGAGAAAUGGGAGUGGGAAGGCGGGUGAGUGGAUGAAGGUGAGUACUGGGGAUGGCUGUGAAAGAAGAUAUUUGAGAAGACUGUCACUUUUCUAGACAUCUUCCUAUGCUUAAUCUAAAAAACAAAAAAUCUACUGUAAAGUACUCUGCCCCUUAAAAGAAGUAUUAAAAGGAGUGAGGAUGGAUUUAGGAAAAAAAUAAGAAUUUAGAAAUACUCAAAAAGGUUGUUGUGGCAGAUUCAAUAUUAUGAAUUCAGACACUUAGGGAAUGAGAAACAUAGUAAUUAGUAGAAUACGAGAAAGAGUUCCUGGUUCCUCUCUCAUGUUUGACACUGUAAGAAAAUAGCAAGAGAAUGAAAUCUCAGAUACUUAUGAACUCUCACAGAUGUAAGGGCUCAAAUGUAGAAGAAAAUAUCCCCCUCUUACAAAAAGAAAUGUCAAUUUAUGGAGUUGGUGGGAAAUAAAGCAAGAAUUCUUAUUAUGAGAGCCAAGUAAUCAGUGGAAGAGAAUAGAACUCAUAACUGGAUUAUCGCCUUAGCAACUUAGAGUCAUUGAAAUAGAAAAAAAAAAACCACAUUUAAUUUGGACUGUUUCUGGAUUUGUUAACAUAUACACACUGUCUAUUUUUUGUAUAGUAUUGGAAAAUAAUAAAAAUUCUAUAAUUUGG